AUGGCGAAUAGGAUAGAAAGAUUAGCCCAUAGACUAAAAAAUACUUGGAUAUCAUUGGUCAACCAAUACUUGGUUAUCAUUGGUCAACCACCAUUUCUUAACCGAGAGGUGGAGAUUGAUGAUGAAGAUAGGCUUUGUUCUCUUGUUUUUUGUUCAAGUGUUAACAUCCAGAAACCUUUGCUUCUUCUUCCUCCUCUAUUCAUCACCAUUUUCAUCUCCAUCUCCCCAUCAAUUUCUCUCUCUUUUGGCCUCAAAGAUAGCUUUGUUCAAUGUUUUUCCUCAAAUACAACAAUCACUAAUAAUAAUGCAACUUCGCAAGUCAUAUUCACCCAAAAUGACCCGUCCUAUCAACCCAUUCUUCACUCUUCCAUCAGAAAUCUCAUGUUCUCACACAAGUCAACCCCAAAACCAAUCCUUAUCGUCACUCCAAAUAACAUCUUUCAAAUCCAAUCUGCCAUCACCUGUUCAAAACAACACGGUUUACAGGUUAGAGUUCGAAGUGGAGGUCAUGAUUAUGAAGGUCUUUCUUAUACCUCCCAUGUUGAACCUUUCAUAGUUAUCGAUCUUUUUCAUCUUAGAUCGAUAAGUAUAAACCUUGAAGACGAAACUGCUUGGGUUGAAUCAGGAGCAACAGUUGGAGAGUUAUAUCAUGAAAUUGCUAAAGCAAGCAGUAUCCAUGGCUUCCCUGCAGGAAGCUGUCCCACAAUGGGCAUAGGAGGACAUGUAAGUGGUGGUGGAUUCGGUACUAUUUUCAGAAAAUAUGGUUUAGCAGCUGACAACGUUGUUGAUGCUAAAAUGGUGGAUUCUGAGGGUAGAAUCUUGAAUCGAACAUUAAUGGGAGAAGAUCUGUUUUGGGCCAUACGAGGAGGAGGAGGAUCAAGCUUUGGUGUUAUCACUUCAUGGAAAGUUAAAAUCUUACGUGUCCCCCCAACAGUAACAAUCUUUGAUAUUUCUACAAAUGUUCUUGAAGAUGAUGAUGACUCAGCAAAACCAUUCAUGCAGUGGCAAAAUAUAGCAGAUAAGCUUCCUGGGGAGAUUUUUCUUCAUGCAGUAACGGGAACUGGAAAUGUUAAUCUGAAUGGUUCAUCUUCUAAAACUACUAAAAUUUCUUUCACAGGAUUGUAUCUUGGAGAAGCUGAUAAGGCUGUGACUUUGAUGAGUGAGAAUUUUGCAGAAUUGGGUUUGCAGAGAAAUAACUGCAAACAAAUGAGUUGGAUUCAAUCUGUUCUUUAUUUUGCAGGAUACUCAGUGAACUCCUCCAUUAAUGUGCUACUUCAAAGAAACCAAAAAUCUCAGAUCAGUUUCAAAGCAAAAUCCGACUAUGUAACGAAACCUGUUCCUUUGUCUGGUUUGAAAAGGCUAUGGAAGAUUCUAUUAUCUGAGGAUAAUCCUCCAUCGUUGAUACUGACACCUUAUGGAGGAAGAAUGAGUGAGAUUUCAGAAUCAGAAACCCCAUUUCCACAUAGAAGAGGGAUCAUAUAUGGGAUUCAAUAUUAUGUGUCGUGGGAUUCGAAUAAUAAUAAUGGGACGACAGACAAAUAUUAUUUGACGAUGAUGAGAAGAUUGUACAAUUACAUGACACCGUAUGUUUCGAAGAAUCCGAGGGCUGCGUAUUUGAAUUAUAGAGACUUAGAUUUGGGGGUGAAUACAGGUCUAAAUACAAGCUAUGAAGAAGCAAGAUCUUCUUGGGGAUCUAAGUAUUUCAAGAAUAAUUUCCAAAGAUUGGCUAAAGUGAAAGCUUCUGUUGAUCCUGGCAACUUUUUCUGGAAUGAGCAGAGCAUACCUCCUUUGACUGUUAUCUGAUAGAAGACACACACACACACACACAUAUGGAAAUUUAGGUUUGUUGAUUCUUAAUUAUUGUCGAUGGAGUUCUAGAGUUUCAAGAAAGAAUUGUUGAAUAUCCAAACUCUUCUGUCAGCAAAUAUGAAUAUGAUGAAUAAUAAAGGGAAGUUUAUUUUAUUA
Molecule: messenger RNA, 1965 nt
Organism: Neltuma alba
Lineage: Eukaryota; Viridiplantae; Streptophyta; Magnoliopsida; Fabales; Fabaceae
Product: berberine bridge enzyme-like 18
Exons: 2
Coding region: 1-1803 (600 amino acids)
Molecular function (GO): oxidoreductase activity; FAD binding
Source: RefSeq, a predicted model, not a curated record